Molecule: messenger RNA, 1978 nt
Organism: Brassica rapa (field mustard)
Lineage: Eukaryota; Viridiplantae; Streptophyta; Magnoliopsida; Brassicales; Brassicaceae
Product: seipin-2
Biological process (GO): lipid storage; lipid droplet organization
Cellular component (GO): endoplasmic reticulum membrane
Molecular function (GO): DNA binding
Source: RefSeq, a predicted model, not a curated record
CGAUGCCUUGAACUUCGUCAAUCUCUUCUUCAAUGGACUCCUCCUCCUCCUCCUCCUCAUCAAAUCCUACAAUCACCCACGACGACGAACUCGAUCGAUUCCUCGACGCGCCCGAUGAAUUCUACUACGAUUGCAUGCCCCCGACCCGUCGCCAUUCCCACCGUCAAUACUCGUCUCCCUCGGCUAAUCCCUCCGCCGCGAAUCUCCGUCGGAGAAACUCGGCACCUCACCGGAACUCGAUUCGCUCCGAUGUAGAAACGGAACCGUCCUCCUCCUCUUCCAAUGGAUUCAAAGUCCAUGACGCAAUCGAAUCAACCAAGGACCUAAUUGACGUAACCCCAGAGAAAGAUAACGACUUUGUUGUAACUGAGUCGGGUCAGGCCCGGGUUGACCCGUUUCAGGAAAGCAGAGAGAAAACAGACGAAUCCAUGGAUGUAACAGAUUCGGAUCGGGUUCGGGAAGGGGUUAGCUUGACCGAAGAAUCAACAGUGACCACCGUGAGCGAUGAUCGGGAACACGACAAUGCAGGAUCAUCACCACCGGAGCUCCGAGAACCCAAUCAAACAGAAUGGUCUCUCCUUGGCUAUUUGGUUGGGCUAGUGUUGAAAGCAAUCGAAUUUCAAUUCAAUUUGUUCAUCAGCCUUGUAAAGUAUCCACCUUUGUUGCUCCACUGGUGCUUCCUCUUCUUUUUCGAUCCCUUCAGCACCAUUAGGCUCGGUAGACGCUUUAUAACGACAGUGAUAACUAACAAGCUGAGUUGGUUCGAAGAUACCAAACGAAUGUUGAACGUUGCGUGCAAGUGUGGAUGGGGUUUGUUUUACGCUGUGUACGUAGGCGCUGUGUUGUUUGGCUUGUUGCUUUUGUCGCUUAUGCUUGGUGGGUUUAUGAUCAACCGUGUUGCCGAUAAACCGUUUGUACUCAAGGAGGUUUUGAACUUCGAUUACACUAAGAACAGUCCAGAAGCAUUUGUGUCCAUAACCUCGUGUGAUGGAAGUUGCAAGGAGAGUAAUGAAAUGUUGAAGAUCAGAGGGGUUCGAGCUAUCCCUCGUGACCACAAGCUAGAGAUCACUCUUUCUAUGACGGUACCUGAGUCUGAGUAUAAUAAAAACCUCGGCAUGUUUCAGGUUCGGGUUGAUUUCUUAUCUGCGGAUGGUCAAACGCUUAACAGCAUAAGGCGUCCGUGCAUGUUGAGAUUCAGAAGCGAGCCUAUCCGUCUAGUUCAGACGUGUGCUUUUCUGAUCUGUGUUGGAUUUGAGGCGAAGGAGAAGAAGACUGCUCCAAUGGCUGAUCCUGAACUAGAAGCUAUUCGACAGAGGAGAAUGCAAGAGCUCAUGGCUCAACAUGGCACUCAGGGGAAGCAGGGGAGUCAGCAGAAUCCAGAUCAAGAGAGAGCACAGGAAGAUGCUAAAAGGGAAGCUGAUGAACGUAGACAAAUGAUGCUUAGUCAAAUCUUGUCUUCCCAAGCCCGUGAGAGAAUUGCUCGAAUUGCCCUGGUGAAACCUGAGAAAGCUAGAGGUGUAGAGGAUGUUAUUUUGAGGGCUGCUCAAAUGGGACAGAUUGUUGAGAAGGUUUCUGAGGAGCGACUUAUAACGCUGCUGGAACAAAUAAACAGCCAGACAACCAAACAGACUAAAGUCACGAUCCAGAGGCGUCGUGGGGUGGAUGACGAUUAGGAAGAAGGAGACUAUGCUAUGCUUUUGUAUAUCUAUGGAGAUCUCACUGUUGAGUUGGUGAGUUCACUAAGAUGUACUUUAAGUGUUACUGUGAAAUAUGUUUAUUAUGAGGGAAUCUUGAUGAUCUUCCAAGUGAUUGGGAUGAGAUCAUAAAAGUAAUCUGAAACUGAAACUCUGCAUUUUAUCUUUUUGGCAUUUCCUCUGUGAACCAUCUCUAUCUUCCUCUCCUGUCCUCGCAUUGCCUUUGUAUGAUUUGAAGUAUUAUUCAGAAAGAGAAAUGAUUAUGUUCUAAUAUCUACUACUCA